Molecule: messenger RNA, 2190 nt
Organism: Bombus pyrosoma
Lineage: Eukaryota; Metazoa; Arthropoda; Insecta; Hymenoptera; Apidae
Gene: Galphai
Product: guanine nucleotide-binding protein G(i) subunit alpha
Exons: 4
Coding region: 320-1390 (356 amino acids)
Biological process (GO): adenylate cyclase-modulating G protein-coupled receptor signaling pathway
Cellular component (GO): heterotrimeric G-protein complex
Molecular function (GO): GTPase activity; G protein-coupled receptor binding; G-protein beta/gamma-subunit complex binding
Source: RefSeq, a predicted model, not a curated record
CGCAGGUUUGUGCAGUUUUGGUCCAUUGUCAUCGUUUUUGAUGGGAUCACGGGGAGCAGCGAGUGAUCACGAGAAAUAGAUUGCACGUAUGCACGUAUUGAACGAUAAUAGCUACAUUGACGAGGGACGUAUAGGCAAGUGUACAAGGCUGUACAUCCGAUCAGUGUGUGUAUGCGAGCACAACCGCGUGCGGGCGGUUCCCACACGUCCGUGCAACAAGUGUCAUACACGGGAGCGCGGCGAAUAACCGAUUAUUCCGAAGGGCACCGUGCAUGGUGCUCGUUCUUUCUUCACCGAAUAGAAAGAACGACCGGCGAGAAUGGGUUGUGCGGUGAGCACCACCGGCGAGAAAGAAGCUGCGGAGAGGUCUAAGAAGAUCGACAAGGAUCUCAGAGCCGAUGGGGAACGGGCCGCCAGUGAGGUCAAGCUCCUCUUGCUUGGAGCUGGAGAAUCUGGAAAAUCUACUAUAGUAAAACAAAUGAAAAUUAUCCAUGAAACUGGCUAUAGUAAAGAAGAAUGUGAACAAUAUAAACCUGUAGUUUGUAGUAAUACAGUUCAAAGUCUUAUGACAAUAAUUAGAGCCAUGGGUCAACUUAGAAUUGACUUUGCAGACCCUAAUAAAGCGGAUAUAGCACGUCAAUUCUUUACCCUAGCUUCUGCAGCAGAGGAGGGUGAGCUAACUGGGGAACUGGCACUAUUAAUGAAACGAUUAUGGCAGGACGCUGGAGUACAACUUUGUUUCACACGUAGUAGGGAAUAUCAGCUCAAUGAUUCUGCGGCAUAUUACCUUAAUGCUUUAGACCGUAUAGCACAACCUAAUUAUAUUCCUACUCAGCAAGAUGUUCUUAGAACACGUGUGAAAACAACAGGAAUAGUAGAAACACACUUUUCUUUCAAAGGCUUACAUUUUAAAAUGUUUGAUGUGGGUGGUCAAAGAUCAGAAAGAAAGAAAUGGAUACACUGUUUUGAAGGAGUUACUGCAAUCAUAUUUUGUGUUGCAUUAAGUGGAUACGACUUGGUUCUUGCAGAGGAUGAAGAAAUGAAUAGAAUGAUAGAGUCGAUGAAAUUGUUUGAUUCUAUCUGUAAUAGUAAGUGGUUUGUUGAAACAUCAAUCAUUUUAUUCCUAAACAAAAAAGAUCUUUUUGAGGAAAAGAUCACUAGGAGCCCAUUGACUAUCUGUUUCCCAGAGUAUAAGGGUGCCAAUACAUAUGAAGAAUGUGCUUCUUACAUUCAAAUGAAAUUCGAAAAUUUGAAUAAAAGAAAAGAUCAGAAACAAAUUUACACACAUUUUACAUGUGCUACUGACACAUCUAAUAUACAGUUUGUGUUUGAUGCUGUAACCGAUGUUAUAAUCAAAAACAAUUUGAGUAAUUGUGGUUUAUUAAGUUAAACAUACCAAUACCUUAUUAAAUCAAAAUGAGUAAAUUGACAUCUAAGAUGUAUAAACUUACGUGAGUGCACAAAGGAUACACAUGAGACUGAGAACAAAUUGUUAGGAACAGAAAUAUAAUUUGGGUAUACCACCAUGUAUACCAAUAAUGCAAUGUCUUCAUUUUGUCAUCUCCUGUUGGUUUUUACAAUAUUUUUAUAUAGUACUAUGAAAUAAUUUGUUAGAUCCUUAUCUAUAUCUUUCUCACGCAAAAUAUCAUGACAUUUAGUUGUAAUUGGUUACUUUUAACUUAUUACUUUAUUUUAAAUGACUAAUGUAAAAUUGGAAUAUUUGAAAAUUUAAAUUGUAAUCUUAUUAAGAGAGCAGAUACUGUUUCCAAACAAACAAAUAUCUGGUCUCUCUGCUAACUGCGUUUAGUAUAUUAACCAGAACUAGUUAGCUAUUAAUUUAGUAAUACCAUUUUGUAUAUAAUUUAUUCAUUAAAAAUAAUAUGUUUAUACUGAAUGGAAAUGUAUUUCCAUAACAGUGCUCGAAGCUAUUCAUUCCUCUUAUAAUAAUUUGUCCAUACUGCAAUGACAGACACAGUUCAUCGUGUUGACAGUAUAUAUUUAUACAAGCUAAAUUUGAUAAAAAAUUUUGUAAAGAAACAAGAACCUUUUUAUACGUAUCAUUAAAUAAUGUUUAAAGGGUUGUCAUUAUUGCUCUAUCUGCCAAACAAAUGACAAUGUUAGAAUUAGUUACAGAUUUAGAAAACAGUCUUAUUAUAUUGAUGAAAUAAAUAAAAAUCUUUUUUAAAAAAA